GGGACUUGCAUAACAGGCAGAAUUAGCGGCGUGUGCCAGGCGGUCAAGCCAUGCUGUCGGGUACGCUGCUGGUCACCCUCGCGGCAUUCGCCGUCGCGGGGGCCGAGCCAACUUGUAACGAGACGCUCAGGCAGGGCUAUCGGGUACAGCAGAUCCACUGUACCGGCUUCGACAAUCCGGAGCAACUGUGGAACGCCGUGCCGAGAGACCUGGACUUGCCGAAGACGAGACUCGUACUGCGGGACAGCGUCCUGAGCUACUUCCUGCCGCAGACGUUCGUCGGGACCAACGCAACGUACCUCAAGCUCAGCAACGUCACCGUCGGCCGAUACGUGCGCGGAUGGCUGCAACGGUACUAUCCUUUCGAAGGACUCGAGGACACGCUGGAGGUCUUCGAACUGGCGGACGACAGCACGUUCCCGAGCAGCUGGACCCUACUUAGCGACAUGCACUCGCUGACCGAACUCAGGCUGGUCAACAUGAACGGCUUGAAACUGUCGAGCAACUUUGCCCAGCUGCCGCGCACCCUGAGCCACGUGGCGGUGAUAAGGUCGACCAUAGAGAGCGUGGACGACGAUUGGCUGGCGUCGCUGACGAACCUGGAGAAGGUGUCCGUGAUCAAGUGCAACUUGGUGAAGUUCUCGCGCACGAUGCUGCCGCGUCCUGCUGCCAAGCUGUGGAGACUCAUACUCGACCAUGCCAACCUGACUUCGCUGCCGCUGGACUUUGCCGAAGAGCUCCCAGAACUUAAGGAAGUUGGUCUGCGGCACAACUUCAUCACGUCCUUCAGAGCCGCCACGCUUUUGCCGCUGGCUCGAAACGGAACAAGGGUCAGCCUAGUAGGAAACCCCUUGACGUGCGACUGCAAAGCGGCGUUCCUUCUCGACUUGCCGGAGGACUGGCACUACCCGAAGUGCGCCGCUCCCGAUUCCCUGCUGAACAGGAACAUCAAGGAGCUAACGACUGUUCAGCUGGGCUGCGACGCCAUCGCCGGAGGUCCUUUCGUUGAAGCGACCUCUACGGAAGAAGGAAACGAGACCUCUUAAACCGUACGCGCAACGCCGGUGCAUUGCUUCGAACGCGUCUUAAUAAGGGAAAGCUUUAACGUAUCGCCGAAUGCGGGGUGCUGCCGGCUUUCAAGUCUCACAGAGACGAGCAGAAACUCCUUUCGCCUACAGCUUACGCCGCCGCUAUUGAAGCUGGGUGCGUGGUUCUCGUGACUCAAGGCAUCUUAGGAGCAGCAAGCAAGUGAAUAAACGAAAA
Rhipicephalus sanguineus (brown dog tick) is the source of this 1263-nucleotide messenger RNA. RefSeq names its product oplophorus-luciferin 2-monooxygenase non-catalytic subunit-like. Lineage: Eukaryota; Metazoa; Arthropoda; Arachnida; Ixodida; Ixodidae. The record is from RefSeq and is a predicted model, not a curated record. The coding region runs from base 51 to 1046 and encodes 331 amino acids. The transcript has 3 exons. Gene Ontology annotation, cellular component: plasma membrane.